UAGUUGGCACAGUGCAGCGAGGUGCUGGGCAUGUUCACCGUGACGAUGACUAGUGGCUGAGCGCAUCCCAAACACCACUACGCGUGGUCACGCUUUUGUCAGGGUUGACUCCAUCUCGCGCCGGCCCAUGACGGCAGCCAACUCCCUCCUAUCUAGUUGCACAUCGCAUUAACCGCCAACCACUCUGCACACGCCAGACCUGCUAUUACGCCUGCAACAUCGCAUGUGCUUCCCCACACUACACACCCAUCAUGAGCGACUACGGCGAUGACUACUCAGACUACGGCGAUGAGUGGUUCUACAUUGAGGAAGAGGAAAUAGUCGCCGACGACUUGGCCGAGCAUGCUGUGGCCUCACCUCCGCCCACAACGUACGGAGACGACGACAACCAGCCCGACUGGGACCGCUUCGACUACUACAACGACAUCGAAUAUGCGUCCGACGGCUUCGAUGAUGCCAAGUUCGAGGCAUACGACGUGAAGGACGCGCAGACUGGGCAGAAGAGGAAGCGCGUGGUACGGAACAGUCGCAGCAAGAAGAAGCAGCGGCCAACACAGCAGGCGGGCGGUCCAGCAGAGUUAGUGCCAGGGUACUCACCUGUCGUCUGGCGCUCACAGACUGGUUCAAGACUCGAGCCAAAACUGCUGGACGAUAACGCGCAGUCGUAUGCGCUGCUCAAGGACUGGAGGAAGAAGCUGCCAGACACACCACGCUGGACACGGGGUUCCCCACAUCCGCCGACACCAACCACGCAGUCAUCCACAAAGGCCGAGAGAAAGGUUGCGUUUGCUCCUGAGCCCAUGUCGCCGACCUCAGACCUUGAAGACGAAGGAGGACUGGAGGAAGAAGGGCUGGAAGAAGAUGAAGAAGAUGAAGAAGCAAUGGAUAUCGACCAAGAAGCACUGAUGGCAGCGCUGCAAAGCCGCCUAGCAGUAGCUGGAGGCCCGCUCAGUGGCAUGGACCCCCAGCAGCUUCUACAAUUCGCCAUGCGGAUGGCUGCCGGCAAGGACGACGGGGACGACAUUGCUGGCGACAUGGCAGAUGCAAUGCUAGACCAGGGCGAGGAAGACGACGACAAAGAAGAUGCAGACGCCGAAGCCAAUCUACUCUCCUGGGUAGCCCAACAGCGGAACGCACAGCCAGAAGCUCUUGCAGCAACACCUAUACCAGACGCCGUUCACGACAACACGCGACCACCAACUCCACCCUUAUCAGAAGCAAAUCGCAGCAUCUGCGCUCCCACCGACGUCCCCAAGCCUGCCCAACCCAAAACGAAGAGCACCGAAGCGAAAACUGGCAUCCCGAAUACACGACAGUCGUCCACUCUUAAGCGGAAGGCAGACGACAGCCUCGACGCAGAGAGCUCUACGAAGGCGACGAAGAAACGAGCUACGAGGUCGUUCGACGCGCCCACUGCGUCUAGUCAGGCGAGGACCUUGCCGGCAAAGCCAACGAGGAGCACACGCGCAAAACGGGGUUGAAGGUCUUAUGUGGACUCGGUCAGGUGCAGGUUACACACUUUGGUUCGUAUGGUUGCAUCGUGCAGACGCCUGUCUUGACGUUUACUUCUAUCACCCUUUUGUCAGCCGCGUUGAGCAUGCUACCACUGCGUCGCACGCAGAGUCGAUGACAUUGCUCUUCUCUUUUUUUCUUUCCUUUCUUCCCCUUGCAUUCAUCAUAUACCCCUUUUUGGCGCACAGAACAAACAAUCGUGCAUACCCAACAACACGCUGGAUUAGUUUGAGUUGAACACCCUCGACGUCAGUAAUACUCCUAGUAGAUAGAUAGCCAUCCAUCCAACACCGCAGCGUCCCCAACCC
Molecule: messenger RNA, 1820 nt
Organism: Dothidotthia symphoricarpi CBS 119687
Lineage: Eukaryota; Fungi; Ascomycota; Dothideomycetes; Pleosporales; Dothidotthiaceae
Exons: 1
Coding region: 252-1481 (409 amino acids)
Source: RefSeq, a predicted model, not a curated record